Helianthus annuus (common sunflower) is the source of this 1528-nucleotide messenger RNA. Its product is annotated as alpha/beta hydrolase domain-containing protein 17B. The transcript has 5 exons. NCBI's taxonomy places the organism in Eukaryota, Viridiplantae, Streptophyta, Magnoliopsida, Asterales, Asteraceae. The record is from RefSeq and is a predicted model, not a curated record. Bases 286 to 1308 code for a protein of 340 amino acids.
GUACCAAAAUUCUAACGACCAGAUAGAUAAUAAUCAAACAAGACAUAACCUUGUCACUACCAAAGCGUUGGCAUUCGCCGCCACCUCUACAACACCCCACGCGCCAAUCAUCCAAACCCCACGCGCCGCCCCCACCACCACCACAUAGCAGCUCACCACCAUCUCCCCACACCCUUUUGUCCUCACAUCUCCAAACCCACCUCAAAACCAAGAUCUGAACACUCCAAUUCUCAUAAAGUUUCAAACUUUAUUUAUGAACAACAACAACAACAACAACAAUAAUCAAUGGGAGGAGUGACGUCAUCAAUUGCUGCAAAGUUUGCAUUUUUCCCACCCACUCCGCCGUCGUACACGGUGGAGGACGACGGUGGUGGUCAGCUGGUUAUCCCGGAGGUGCCACGGAGGGAGGGUGUGGAUGUAUUGAAGCUUAGAACUAAAAAGGGGAAUGAGAUUGUGACUGUUUAUAUUAAGCAUCCUAAAGCUAAUGCUACCCUUUUGUAUUCUCAUGGUAAUGCUGCUGAUUUGGGUCAAAUGUUUGAGCUUUUUGUGGAGUUGAGCCUUCGUCUCCGAGUUAAUCUUGUUGGAUACGACUACUCUGGCUAUGGGCAAUCAACCGGAAAGCCAUCCGAGUGCAAUACAUACGCGGACGUUGACGCAGUGUAUAAAUGCCUCAAGGAGAAAUACGGUGUUAAAGAUGACCAACUAAUCGUAUACGGUCAAUCUGUUGGUAGCGGUCCCACCAUUGAUCUUGCAUCACGUAUACCCGACUUAAGAGGUGUGGUUCUACACAGUCCCAUCCUCUCGGGCCUGAGGGUGCUAUAUCCUGUCAAAAGAACCUAUUGGUUUGAUAUUUAUAAGAACAUUGACAAGAUCGGUUUAGUGAACUGCCCGGUUCUUGUCAUACACGGUACGGCAGAUGAAGUUGUUGAUCAUUCUCAUGGGAAACAGCUAUGGGAGCUUUGCAAGAACAAGUAUGAACCGUUGUGGCUUACGGGUGGCGGCCAUUGCAACCUCGAGUUCUACCCUGAGUUCAUACGUCACUUAAAAAAGUUUGUUUUGUCACUCGGGAAGUCAAAAGGGACCGCCAACGGGUCAAAAAACCCGACAGUAGACGUUGAGAAUCAGAAGAAAGCACCUGAAAGUGGCACCGCUGGUACUGCCGACACGUUUGAGUUACGGCCUGAACUUCCGCAAGUUUCUAGAAAUAGUUUAGAUAGUAGGCUUGAGAAGUCAAAGAAGUCAAACAAGCCGGAGAAGUCUCGAAUGAGUGUCGACAUGUUUAGAAGACGAAAGGGGUUGGUGUGGUGAUACUUACUUGUGGAGCAAGUUUUGUGUGGGAUUGUGUUAUGACGCUAAUACACGUAUAAAGAAGGUAACUUGUUACUCAAGCUUUCGAGUUUUAGUCGUGUUGUAUUAAUUUGUUUGUUAUGAAAAGUGAGUGUUGUUUCAUAUGUAGUUUUACUAUGUUCAAAAUUAUUUGUAUGUUAUUUGAUUAAAAAUCACAAUGGUCAUGAAGUGUUCCUUGUUC